UGGAAUGUGGUAAUUCUUCAAAAUGGUCGCUUUGUAUGGUUUGCCAACUUGCAUGUCUGUGUUUUAGAGUUCUUUGUUUUCGUAAAUUGUUUAAUAUAGUCUAACGUUGAGGUCAAAACAUAUACUACUCUUUAUCGUACCGCAUAUGCAUGAAUUUAUAUCCUAUAAUUAUAAAUUGUGGUGUGUGAGAAAGAUGUCAUCGGUAAUGUGAGGGCAUUCUACGAGCAUUUUUAUUUUACGGGAUUAUGACGUCUAUGUGUGCGAUUUGGAUUUAUAGAGAGUAAAGAAAAUCAGCUGUCAAUCUCCUAUUCACAAGAUUCAGAAAAGAAUGUGGACAGAAGCGAAAAAUUAGACUAGCUAUAACACAGUGAGAAGCUUGGAGACUAUUUAAUACGUGCGAAUAAAAAAUACAAAUGAGAAGUGUGCGAGUGUGGUGUGGGAUGCCUAUGUGAUGGGUGGGGUGGGGUGACCGUGCGGCGCACGGGCGCGGGCGCCAUGAACCCGCCGGCGCCCGGCAAGACGGCCACGCGCUCCUCAGGGUACAACCAGAAAGCGCUCGCCGAGAUACGAAACUCCCUACUCCCAUUUGCAAAUAUCGGAAACUCUGAGCCUCCUGGCUCGUCAGCGGCCAGUACUGUGAGCUCAGGAGUUAGCUCUGGCUUCAGCUCAUCUUCAGGGAAUGGGCUGGAUAAGGACUUGAGUGUGCUACCACAGUCACUUAACCAGCUAAUAGCUCUGGGUUAUGAUGAGGAUCCAGCAGUCAAAGCACUCAAGUUCGCGGGCGGACGCUUUGACGCAGCACUCGAUUACCUUUCGAAAAAGCAGGAGCCCCUCAACGGAGUGCUGAAAUCGAGUAAUUUAAGCGCUCUCAGUACUAAGCUUAUCAGAAAGCCCAGCCUCGAGCGCGAGAUCACCCUCCACAGAGGCAGCCCCGCCUUGGACUCGGGAGCCGGCAGCUCGCGGUCCGACAGCCCGCGGCAGUCCGACGCGCCGCCGCUGCCGCACGAGAAGUUGAGUCGGCAGUACUCGCCGUCAGGCUUCUCCGAGCCGCCGCCGCCGCCGCCGCCGCGAUGUCCGUCCACGCCGCCCGUGCCGCCCGCCGUGCAGCAGUACAUGAAGCGCAUCUCGCCCGCGCCGCCGCUGCCGCCCGCGCGCGGCACCAGCCCCGUGGCGGCCGGGGCGCCGGCGCCGCCCGCGCGCCAGCCCAUGAUAGUGCAGAACGGCCCGCAGGCGCAGCAGCAGUUCACGCAGCAGAUACAGGCGCUCAACAUCUACCAGACGGGCGUCCCCGGCGCGGAGCUCCCCCCGCCCUACCCCCUCUCCGGCGUGCCCCCGCCGCCCCCCUACGCCCUGUCCAUGCAGAACCGGCAGAGUCCGACCCAGUCGGACGCCUACCGGAAGAGCCCCUCGUCGGGGAUCUACUCGGGUGGGACCUCGACCGGAUCGCCGAGCCCGAUCACCGUGACGCAGUCGACGGGUCCGGCGUCCGGCAUGACUCGCCCGACGCCCAUCCAGGCGUGGACGGCUCGGCAGGCCGUGCAGCCGCCCAUCAUAAUGCAGUCGGUGAAGAGCACGCAGGUGCAGAAGCCCGUGCUGCAGACGGCGCACGCGCCGGUGGCGCCGCCGCCCGUGGCGACCCCGGGGCAGCCGCCGCCGCCCUCGUACGCGUCGUCCAUCCAGCAGAAGCAGGCGCAGACGCCGCCGAGCUACCCGCUGGCGCCGAAGCCGUCGUCGCCCGGCUCCACGCCCCCCGCCUCCACGCCGCCCGCCGUGCCCACCACCGAACCGCCGAGCUAUGCCAUCACGAUGCAGGCGCUGGCCGUGCAGCGCGGCAUGCACCCCGUGCCGCCGCCGCCCUACGCCAAUCAGACCGACAACACCACGACCGUCAACUCGCACCAUUCGCCGCUCCACAAAAAGUUCUCUAACAACUGCGACGCAAAAGGCGAAACCUCGCAGAUGGAGCUCAAAUGUCCCAACCAAAACUGCAACAUGAUGAAAGACGCACCCUCCGGCUCCGACAAGAGCUCGAACGGAUCUUCGGAACGCAGACCGAAGGGUCCGUCGGAUAAGAUCAGGCACCAGUCGCCGAUUCCCGAACGCAAAAACAUCAGCAAGGAGAAGGAAGACGAGCGGAGGGACUGCAAAGUGAGGAACUAUUCCCCGCAGGCGUUCAAAUUUUUCAUGGAGCAGCACGUGGAGAACAUUCUCAAGUCCUACAAGCAGCGCACGUACCGGCGCAUGCAACUGGAGAAGGAGAUGACCAAAAUCGGCCUCAGCUCCGAGGCGCAGGAUCAGAUGCGAAAAAUGUUGUCGCAGAAGGAGUCCAACUACAUAAGGUUGAAGAGAGCGAAAAUGGACAAAUCCAUGUUCAACAAGAUCAAGCCGAUAGGCGUGGGUGCGUUUGGGGAAGUGACGCUGGUGAGGAAGAUCGAUACUAGUCAUCUGUAUGCCAUGAAGACGCUUAGAAAAGCGGACGUUUUGAAACGGAACCAAGUGGCUCACGUAAAGGCCGAGAGAGACAUAUUGGCCGAAGCCGACAACGAGUGGGUCGUGAAACUGUACUACAGCUUUCAGGACAAGGAUAACUUGUAUUUCGUGAUGGACUACAUACCGGGUGGUGAUCUGAUGUCUCUGUUGAUAAAGCUGGGUAUAUUCGAGGAGAAUCUGGCGAGGUUUUAUAUCGCGGAGUUGACGUGCGCGGUGGAGAGCGUCCACAAAAUGGGGUUCAUCCACAGAGACAUAAAACCGGAUAACAUACUAAUAGAUCGCGACGGACACAUCAAGUUGACAGACUUCGGGCUGUGCACUGGCUUCAGGUGGACGCACAACUCGAAAUACUACCAACGAAAUGACCACGGGCGGCAGGACUCCAUGGACCCGGUGGACGGCGAGUGGGGCGCGCUGGGCGAGUGCCGCUGCCACCAGCUCAAGCCGCUGGAGAGGCGGCGCAAGCGCGAGCACCAGCGCUGCCUGGCGCACUCGCUGGUGGGCACGCCCAACUACAUCGCGCCCGAGGUGCUGCAGCGCACGGGCUACACGCAGCUGUGCGACUGGUGGUCGGUGGGCGUCAUCCUGUACGAGAUGCUGGUGGGGUCGCCGCCCUUCCUCGCCUCCACGCCCGCGGAGACGCAGCUGAAGGUGAUAAAUUGGGAGAGCACGCUCCACAUACCGGACGCGGCGAAUCUCUCGCGGGAGAGCAAAGACCUCAUCCUGCAGCUCUGCUCCGGACAGGAGACACGGCUGGGCAAGGAUGCGAACGAGGUCAAAAACCACCCCUUCCUCCUGGGCAUAGACUUCGACAAAGGUCUCCGGAGGCAGGGUGCUCCACACAUACCCAGGAUAGACUAUCCCACAGACACCUCAAACUUUGAUCCGAUAGACCCGGACAAGUUGAGGAACUCGGGCAGCUCAGACUCUAAUAAGUCUGACAGUGAGCUCGAUAACGGGAAGACCUUCCAUGGAUUCUUCGAGUUUACCUUUAGAAGAUUCUUCGAUGAUGGUUACACAAAUAAAAUCAAUCUAGACGACAACGAUAAUCAGGGCCCGGUGUAUGUUUAAGUGAAUUGGAGGUUACAUGUUCGGUUUUGCAUCUGUAUUGCUUAUGGUAGUUAGAACUACAUCUAUGCACUCCGAAGAUCUGCAACUUCAAGGUUUUUGAGUAUCAAAGAGUGUGAUGUCAGAGUGAAACAAAACUAAUUGACUCUUGUAACUUCAUUUAUAAAACAUUUGCUUGUAAAGUAUCGCUUAUCUCACCAAUUUCAAUAUUGUAAUACAUAUAUCUCAUUACGCACAUGUGCCGUAGUGCCAAGAAAAAUGCACAUGUGCCGUAAUGUAAUAUAAAACCUUUAUCAUCCGUCCUUUGAACGAAUGGUACUUUUUUAAAUCUAAAGAGUUUUUAUGUCAGAAAAGUGCUCAACAUUUUAUGAAUAAAAUUAACUUUUGAGAUAAAAUAUAAUAAAAAAAACAUUUCAUUCGUUAAUUUGAAUAUUGUUGACAAUAAAUGUCAACCAUUUAUCUGUAUCAGAAACACAAUUAAUUAAUUUACUUUUUUAAUAAUACUGGCUGUUUUGGUGCAUUUGUCUAAAAAAAAACAAACGAAACAAACGCUGGUGUGCGCACUUCAUUAUCUGUGCAAAAAAGACAAGCAUAUCAAAAUGUCAUCUUAUGGAAAACGGGCAAAGAUGCUAAUUCAUUUUCAGAAAGUGUGUUUCCUCGCAAAUGUGUUAUAAAACGUCGUAUGAUAUACGUGCGUUUUCAUAAUUAUAGCCUCUGCUUCCUUACUUACUCAAAGAGGACCAUGACUAUGAAUAUACGACCUUAACAGAAGAGAUAUAAGAUCUACUUUACAUUGAUGUGAAAGAAUCAAAUUACCCCACUGAUGCCAAACUAAAUGUGUAACCUCCCUACAAUUAGUGAAAAAGACACUAAAUAAAAGGAUUCUCGCGAAGUGUGUGCCUUGACUCUCUAUUAAAGCGAUAGUUUCCCCCUCCUGUAAACAACGUACAUGUAACGUAUUUAAAAAAAAAGUUUUAUUUUUAAUAAGCCGUAUUGUUAAUAAUCCCGGUGAUAAUGUUGUAAUAUUGUAUCGUUAUGUAUUUUGUAAGUGUAAACCUGUAUAGGCCGGGAGACGUCUGUCAUAAAAACACUAUGUUAAAAACAUUGUAUAUAUUUUUUUUUUAUAAAAGAAUAUUUGUCAUAUCUUUGAAAUAUGACUAACCUUCCCAUUUCCUUCCAACUAGUCGGGAAAGACUGUGCUAGGAGUGGGUACGACAAUAGACCAAUAUUGUGUUAAUUUAAAAAGCCUUUAAAUAUUAAAUUUUUCUUAUUUCAGUUAUCCUAUUAAAAAAGUUACUGUAAUUUCCAUUUCUCAUAUGUAUUCUCCAAGUUUAACUGGCAAUUUUGCAUUAUUCAGUUUAAUUUGGUAUGUAACAACUUACCUUUGAUGUAAUUAAUAAUAAUAAAAUGUUUCAAUUUUGUCAGUUUUUGAGUGCCAUAACAUUUGAUUUGUCAAAAUGGAAUACCACUUAUGUAUUCCUAGUAAAUUUUAAUAAGUUAAAACAUAAAAUAGCAACAACAAGCUGUUGCAGCAAUUAAUCCAACCAUAAAUGAGAUGUUUUAAUUGAGUAAGCUUUAUGUCGGCCGUCUCUCGGACUAUGAUUGUAAUAUAUGUAACGAAUGGAUCACAGUAGUACAUAGCCGGUGUAACCAUGGUGCUACGCGACGGGACAUCUAGCGUUGUUCCAUUCAGGCUCGGUCCACACUAUGGCGACAAAACGUUCCAAUUUAGUAAAAAAAAAAUAGCAUAACAAAAUAUCUUUAUAUUCAAAAAAAAUGAUCUUUAAAAUUUCUCUUAAUUUUAAACUGUAAGCAAAAGUGACAAUGUUAACAUAUAUAAUUAAAUGCUGAAAUGGAUACAUCGCCAUAGUGUGGAUCAAGUCUAAUUGUAUACUAUUUUUGUAACUAGAGAAAUUAUUUAUGAGAUAAGAACAAGUUCGGAUUAGUGAAAUUCGCCACUUAUAUUUUCUUAUGUAUUUAUCGAGGUAGGUCGCUUAAAUGUGUGUUUGUUUAUAUAAUAGACCAAGAGUCGGCGGAUGGUUUGUUUUUGUAUCUUAAAUCGGUUCAAAUUUUCAGUAUAAUGUUUGAGUCUCAGAAGUGGUUUAUUUUCAUGAAAUUAUUAAAGAAAAAUUAUUUGAAUUACUUAAAACGAAAAACUUAUUUUAUUGUGAGAAGACAAAACAUGACAAUCAGUGUAUAUUUUAACCUAUAAUAAAUAGCAAAAAUUGCAGCUAAAUUAAAAAUGGAAAAAAUGAGAAUGAGAAAAUUAUUAGAACUUUCGAAUUUGAUACUGGCAUAAAAAACUUCAACAAAUCGUCCGUCAACUCUUAGACAAUAAAAAUACCAUGAAUUUUUGGAUUUAAUAAUGCAACGGAACGGUCCAACAUAGGUAACUUUACAAAAUAUGUAGGAGCACACGUUAGAAACGCCACACAUUGGAAUCACAUAAAUGUGUUUCAGGAUUGCGCCAUGUCUUAUUAAAAAAAAAAAAAUACAAAUGAUAGCAAAGGUUGCCAUGUCAAAUAAAUUAUUGUACAAAUGUAUAAUUUAUAUUUAAAGUAUAAAUGUCAAAACAGAUGUGGAUGUUUGAUAAUUUUGUUGUGCUAUCAUAUAUUAGUGAUAUAUCAACAAUGUGUUUUGGGAAUGUAAGCAAUCAGGGGCGGAUCUAGUGGACUAAAGGGGCUCAAGCACCCGCAAUACCAUUGAAUUCUCAAGUAACAAAUAUUUAAGUGAACUUUAUAAUAAUUAUUUAUUAGUCUAAUUGAACUUUAACCCAUUUAUAACCUUGAACUAUUUUUUACGUUACAUUACAUGUGGAUUGUUUUAUUCAGGCACAUCAACAUAUACAGACGUGUAGUCUAAGUACGUAAGUCUACGUACUCUUUCUUACCUGUAAGUGGUUCAAAUUAUUAUAAGUGACAGGAUACAGACGUCAAAACUGCAUUCCACACUUGCUUUGUGAAUAUGAAAUGUAAAUGCAAAACGAGUUUGUGCGAGUUGCCUGGAUAUCCACCACGUAAGAGUGCCACUGAUCCCGACGUCUUGCUGUUCUGUUAUAUAAAGAUAACGUAACACUCCAAAGUAUAAUAUCCGGAAGAUAGCAACAUGGAUAAGAAUUUUGUCUGCAUCUUGGACCUCACCACUAACUAGUUGAUGUGGCAGGCUGUAUCAUCUAGACAUGGUAGUCUGUAAUCUAUUGAUAUGAAUAACAAUCUAAAGAUGUAUAAAGCAAAAUAAGUUAUGUGCCUUUUUGCUAUUGUCAAUGGGCUUAACUCCCUCCCAUAGAGCAACCCUGAGUCCGCCACUGUCUACAACCAAACGACCCUGUAUGACCCUUGUGCAAAUGUCAACUACCUUAGAGUUUCAACAUUUUCUUUUCUUUCCGACUAAGUUCAAAAAUACAUUUUUUUUUUAUUAAAUGAUGACGGUUCCAGAAAACCCGUCGUAAAAAGCAUGAGACUACUUAAAGCCAUUAAGUCAAAUCCCUUUUUUUUUCGAUUGAUGACCGAUGUUCCGUUGCCUUAAAACAGGUCACUAAUUUCACAAGUUAGUUCUAUUUUGUAGUGCAGCAUUGUAUUUUUUUUUCACUAACAACAUCCAUUUUUUUUCUUGUAAGACAUUCCGCCCAUUACACACACCGUGAAAUUUUAUUAUAAAAUUACUUGUGUAUGCAAAUCUGUUUAAACUUUGAAGUAUAAAAUCUAAUCUAUUACUUUUGUGCCAAAAAUAUACUUGUUCGUUUUUAUUUUCAUUAUUAUUACUAAAGUCUUAGUAAUCCUAAUCAUCUUUUUCGAAGAAAAUUACGAGCACAUACAUAAAUAGGACUGACCCCAUUUAGAUGUUUUCCAAUGUGGCUCGAUUUUAAGAACAAUGACCGUUAAAAUUAAUUUCUGCUUCAGAUAAACAUGUUGUGAGUUGUUUAUCAUUUGCGCUGCACAUACUUCAAUUAUUUACAUAACUUUUAGUUUUCUUUUGCAUUUGCAGUUUUGCAUAAUAAUAAUUUAUUCCAGAAAUCAGUCAUCAGCGAUACCGUGCUAAUAACAUUGCACGGAUAUGUGUAGUGGGUGGAUAACUUUAGUCGCGAAUAUCUUUGUAAUAGAUCGGAACAAAUACAAUGUGUAUAUUAAAGUCGAUCGCAGACUGCCGUGAAAUUACUGAAUAACUUUUAUAUUAAAGUCAGAACACAUUUUUAGUGUAUUAGAACCACGAUGGGCAAACGAUUUUGUUGAGACUAAGAAGAGCAAAUUAACGGGGUAAAUUAACAGAAAGGAGCAAGGGUGAAAUGGGUGGGUGAGCGCAUUCGUCAUUCAUUCAUUGAUAAGCCCUCAUUUUGCCGCAGCCGAGGAUUCAUAGGCAAAAGACAUUGACCGCGCUUAGAAGGGGUGAGAGGGUAAGAUGACAGUGGAGCAAGAGAAAAGAGGGCGGCAGGUGCAUUUUUCAUGCAUUCAUUGAAAAACCGCUAUGUAGUCAUACUCAGCAGUCAGCACCCCUGUACCGCGCGGUUCGCUUCCGUUGACAUUAAAUUUAAUGAAAUUGAAAAUAUACAAAAUGUUUUUGUAUCAAUCGAUGAAUGAAUGAUGUUAUAAAAUAAAACCUACUCAAGAAGGCUUAGUGUCUAUGCGCUGCACCGAGUCAGCGAAUAACCAAUCUGGUAAGAGGGACAUGGUUUUUAAAUUUUCUUGAAGAUUUGCUUAAUCCCAAAAUGCACAACAAUCGGGCCAUCGACUAAAUUAACAACAGUGAAUUUAAUUUAAUAGAGUUGGUUCUAUUAUAUUGAAAUGCCUUCUGUCAAGGUAGUUUGCAAAUCUUGGCGCGUUUAAUACGUCAUAGAUCUGUACAUCACUAACAGUAUUCAAAUGUUCAACGAUAGUACUUUUACAGCAAUCUGAUAUCGACUGUAAUGUUAAGACCAUGGUCGUUUUUUACAGUUAUAGCCUGAGAGCUAGUAGGGAAUUUUAAAAAGUUGUUUGUCAAGUGCUGAAAGUUUGUGCAUUGUUCCAUAUUGUGGACCAGCUGGCAGGUCCAGGUUUUUAUUAAGCCACAGAUUUAAAUCGUUAGAUACCUGUUAACCCAUAAUAUCAUCAGCCUAUUAUUAAUGACCCAUUGCAGGUCACCGGUCUCCUCUAAUAAAUGAAAGGGAGGUAUAAAAGUAUACUUAGAUAUUACUAAUACAUAAUUAAAAUUGAUUUUCAUGACUAACGAAAAUUUUCCAUUUUCAAUUCAUUUGUACUUUGGUUUUAAAUCCAAUAUAGUAAUUUUCUUCUCUUAAUAUUUCAAUAAUUAAAUAAGUUAGUUUAAAUUAUAUACAUACCUAUCUACUGAUCUGAGAUCUAUGGGAAAAACCAUAUUCCAAACUUGAAGCUGUUUUAAGCAUCUGGUUAAUAUUGUCCGCUAGCUCUGCAGCUAUCACAGGACAUUGUCAUAUUAUUUGUAUAGUACCUAUGUUAUAAACGAGUCACUUCACCUUAAAUUAUGUGUUAUUUGUAUGUAAAUUGUUUUAUUCUAAAAUUUAUUAAUAAAACAUGCUUUUAAGUAAAUGAAAAUAAAAUAUGGGAAUACUGUUGA
Messenger RNA from Bicyclus anynana (squinting bush brown), 9123 nucleotides. It is a transcript of the gene wts, whose product is annotated as serine/threonine-protein kinase Warts. The transcript is spliced from 5 exons. Gene Ontology annotation, molecular function: protein serine/threonine kinase activity; protein binding; ATP binding. Gene Ontology annotation, biological process: regulation of organ growth; hippo signaling; peptidyl-serine phosphorylation. The record is from RefSeq and is a predicted model, not a curated record. NCBI's taxonomy places the organism in Eukaryota, Metazoa, Arthropoda, Insecta, Lepidoptera, Nymphalidae. The coding region runs from base 496 to 3561 and encodes 1021 amino acids.